Molecule: messenger RNA, 1392 nt
Organism: Saimiri boliviensis boliviensis (Bolivian squirrel monkey)
Lineage: Eukaryota; Metazoa; Chordata; Mammalia; Primates; Cebidae
Source: RefSeq, a predicted model, not a curated record
GAGAGAAAAGGCCACCUACAGGUUCCACUGUUGUGAAUUUUGGAAAGGAAAGAAGGAGCCCAAGAGGACUCCCAAGAAAAGACAGACAAAACAGCUCUAUGUUUAGCAAGAAGGGAAGACAUCAGUACUAACAGGAAACUAAAACGAUAGUCUUGUGCAGAAACGGGACAGAGACUACACCCACUGCAGCAGAGAGAGACUGGUCGAAGCCCGAUGUGGCUGAGGGGCCGCCUCUGGACGCAGGGAGGCGGAGGGCCAGCGAGCCAAGCGGUGCAGACGCCGCUGCCUUACUCUUUGCCUGCCUCGCCGCGCUGCUACACACGCUCCUCAUCUGCGGAUCCUACCCUCACAGCUCUUGCAAGCACUCACGCAGCCGGUCGCCUGCAGAUCCUUCUGUGCCACAGGCUCACAACGGAGGCAGCAGCGAGGUGUCCGAUUUGGGCACGCAUGAAGACUCCCAACACACAGGAAGCCGAAGGGCAACAAACCAGGGCAGCUGCAGGACGGGCCACCGGGUCUGGAAACAUGACAAAGAAAAAAGUCUCCCAAAAGAAGCAGAGAGGCAGACCUUCAUCCCAGCCCCGCAGGAACAUCGUGGGCUGCAGAAUUUCUCACGGAUGGAAGGAAGGAGAUGAGCCCAUCACCCAGUGGAAAGGAACCGUUCUGGAUCAGGUGCCUAUAAAUCCCUCUCUUUAUCUGGUGAAAUAUGAUGGAAUUGACUGUGUCUAUGGACUGGAACUUCACAGAGAUGAAAGGGUUUUGUCUCUUAAAAUUCUUCCCGACAGGGUGGCAUCAUCUCAAGUUAGUGAUGCCAACCUUGCAAAUACCAUAAUUGGCAAAGCAGUGGAACACAUGUUUGAGGGAGAGCAUGGUUCUAAGGAUGAAUGGAGGGGGAUGGUCUUAGCACAAGCACCUAUCAUGAAAGCCUGGUUUUAUAUUACCUAUGAGAAAGAUCCUGUCUUGUACAUGUACCAGCUUCUAGAUGAUUAUAAAGAAGGUGAUCUCCGUAUUAUGCCAGAAUCCAGUGAGUCUCUUCCAACAGAGAGGGAGCCAGGAGGAGUUGUAGAUGGCUUGAUAGGUAAGCAUGUGGAAUAUACCAAAGAAGAUGGCUCCAAAAGGAUCGGCAUGGUCAUUCACCAAGUGGAAGCCAAGCCCUCUGUGUAUUUCAUCAAGUUUGAUGAUGAUUUUCAUAUCUAUGUCUAUGAUUUGGUGAAAAAGUCCUAACUGUUAGCGUAAAAUUUGCCACGUAUGUGGAAACAAAUGUAUAAUUUCUAGACAUGCAAAAAAUGUUUCUUUUCAGUGUAUUGAAAACAAGGAUCCCUCAUAACCCAAUAUCUUUGGUAGCAUUAACAGUUGUUUAGCUCUACAAAAUACAAACUUGUGUGUACAUGA